UUCCGGUCUCAGUGAUUUGCUGGUGAUCGAUGUGCAAGGGAAGGAAAGCGCGUGGGUGUCCAUUAGCGGCCUCACAGAUAUAAUUAAUCACACCAAGGUUUCAACUGAAUGGUUAUUAUGUUCACAUUGUGAACGAGGUGAAUGAUGGAGAUUGCGGAAACGGCGCCGUUCCGGAUCGGCUCCACUGUACGGGCGCUGCGGUGUGCUCUGCGGAGGGAAAGCGGCCACGAAGCCGAGUCAGAGCACACCGACAGCGGGGAGAGGAGCACCAGCGAGCGGGACAAGCUCUGGUUUAAAGAGAGCAGCGCCAAAAACCUGAGAAACCGAGACUUCCUGGCGCCCAACACGGUCCUGGCUACGCUUUACUCAGACGCGCAGGUUCCUCCGGCCGUUCUAAGACGCAUCCUCUCUCUCCGUGGAAGCGGUGUGUUACCACUUGCAGGAUGUGACAUCACAGCGGAGGGGCUGCGUGUAACAGUGGACCGCUGCACAGCGUUCCGAGGUGUUCUGUGUGGGAUGAACGCAUACCUGAGACCUGCCACUCAAAGACAGGGGUGUGUUCUGAUCAACUGCCCCGCACUGCAUGCCAAACAAGCCCCACCCACUCCAGACACUCUGACACUGGGGCAGCUCCGCACCGUCCUCAUCGCUGACCACCUCGGAGCAGUGCUCCUGCGACAAGGUUACUCUGUGUCCUUCUGUCCUGCCCUGCCUGAGGAGAGUGACAUCAUCAGCUUCCUCCGAAUCCUGGGCAUCAAUUGGCCGGCUGCGUCUGUGAGCUGGACCAGUGAGGAGAGAGAGGAAAAGAUGAGGAACGCCCUGGAAAACUGUUCCUACAGAGAGACAGAUGGAGAGAGAGGGAAGAGGGCGAGUAAGGGAGAGGAUGGAGGGAUGACAGAGGAGGUCAGGAUAAACCUGAAGCGAGUGAUGGAGGAUGUAGAGCUGCAGGGUUAUGACCCCACUCUUGGCACCUGCACAGUGCAGCGCGAGGCAUUGUGUCAUCUGGCUCAGCUGGACAGAGCCGUAGAAGACUUUCCUGUGUCCACGGUUACAGUGCUACAUGUGACUUCCUGUCAGGAUGAGUUCCGCCAACAGCAGACAGCCAUGCUUUGGAGAGCUACCAGCGCCAUGGCAACGCAGAGGCUGGUAGUGUGUGGUCCAGUAAAGACUCCAGGCACUCAGAUGAGCGCAGCUCAAUACCUGCAAUUAAGAAGAGCUCAGAUGAAGGAAGCUUCAGAAAUGAAAUAUGGAGAGCAAGUGGAAGGACAGACCUGGGAUGACAUCAUCAGAGUGAUGACUUGUGCCACAGUGCGGUUUGAGCUGCUUUCCACAGCACACACGAGCCCAGUGACUCUCGAUGUACAGCGUGAAGUGGGCGUGUCUACAAAGGGUCCAAGGGGAGGAGUCUUUGUUAUGUAUAACUGUGCGAGACUACACACACUCUUCAGCAGCUAUGAAAAAGGCGUAGAGCAAGGCGUCUACCCCGAAAUCCCAGCAGGCACAGAGUUGGAUUUUUCCUCUCUAAAAGAAGAGGGGGAGUGGCUUCUUCUUUUCAAUUACCUCAUUCCAUUCUCGGAGCUCCUGGACCAAUCAGGACAGACGCUGGAGCAGGAGGGAGUGGGAGCCAGAGUUAAUUUAAGAACAGAGCAGGUCUGCAGAUUCCUGGUGUCCCUCAGUAAAGACUUUAGUUCAUAUUAUAACAGAGUCCAUGUACUUGGGGAGCCGUUACCUCAUCUUUUUAAUCAGAUGUUUUGCCGGUUGUUGUUGCUGAAGGCUUUGAGGGAACUUUACCACAGCGCCUUGGAUUCUCUAAAUCUGCCUCCGAUUCCACAGCUAUAGCUCUGAGUCAUGACCGCACCAGUACGUCUAAACGAACAAUCCACAUUACAUAGAAAUGUGCUUGAAAUGUUUAAAAGUAACAAGGAAUAUACCUGAAAAUUGCUACAAAUCACCCUAAAACACACCAAGAAGUAUUAAACAACUUGUCCUCAAUUACACAAAUAAAAUGCUGUAAUACAUGCGCUGGUUCCGAAAAAGUUCCCAAAUAUUUCUCUUAUCCUAAACUAUAAUCUUUACUUAAAUGCGACUAAAAAGUAAAAAGUUUCUAUCAGAAAUUCUCUGCAGAAACCACAUAACAACCACAACACAUGACCUUAUGCUGUAAUAAAUACUGCUCCAUAACUGUCUUUUGUUAUUGUUAUGUGUUUUCCUUUAUACCACAGCGCUGUUGUGCUCGUUUUACUAAUUCCUUGUUUCUAUAGUAACGGCUCAUUCACAGGGACUUUUGUAGUGGACGUUCCACAAACAGAUUCCUAAAGGUGUUGUAUAUCAAAGAAAAUUGUUGAUUCAUUGAUAUAGUGCAGUUUUCUGUAUAUAGGGCUUUAUUUAAUAUUGAUGGAAGGAGUCUCCAGUGUCAGUGCUUUGUAACAGUCAGUAAGUUUUCCCCCACAGGACAGUCUUCAGGACAGAGGACUUUGCGCUUUGUGGUUUCUCUUUAACAUGACAAGCUGCAUAUUUUUGGUCUUAAUUACUUCAAGAUAGUGAAAAAGUGCGGCUGCUGAGGGAAUGCACUGUCACAUUCUUUACAGUUUCCUCUUUCAUAGCUUUUAUUUCACCUCAGAGGUGCUGCCACUUUUUCCGAACUCCUGGCACUGUUUUUUACUUCUUGGUGCUUUGUCAUGUCAGCUGUCCAUGUAUUGUGUACGAGAACUAAACACACAAACACCCUCUGUUCAGCAGUCUCAGUUGUUCAUUAUAAUGGGUUUUAAUAAUGCUUCAUAUUAAGCAUUCAUUAACUAACAUUAUUUAAUGCAUUAGUUAACAUUAACAAACCAUGAACUUUAGCAUUAGUAAACCAUGUAAUGUUAAAUUAUCACAUGUAUUCAGUGACAUUUGUUUAAAUGUUAACUAUACACUCCUGCAUCGACUGAUGUUUAUUCAAUCCAUGACUAAAAAUAAAAUCCACAUAUAAAUUAGCAAAAUGUAAAUUAUAGCAUGUUCCUAAAUGUUCAUAUUUUCCUGGUGUAAAUAUUGGAGCUUGCUUUUCAGUCUUAGUUCUGAUUUUUGUCACUUAACAGCCGCAUACAUGUUAAUUAAGCUUAUUUGGCUUAAUUGGUGUAUUAUUAAAAAAAAAAAGCAUUAAUUAAUCCAAGUGAUAAUUACUGUGUUAAUGUUAUUUAUGAUUUAUUAAUGCUGAAGUUCAUAGUUUGUUCGUGCUAAUUACUGUGUUAAAUAAUGUUAGUUAAUGGAACCUUAAGGCAAAGCAUUACAGAGAUUUAUACAUGCAUGAAAGUCACACACUGUAGAGUAAGUUUCAUUCUGUGUAAAUGACCGUGUCAGUACAGGACACACUGCACUGGUUCCUGUCAGAGGUUACAUAAACAUUACAGAGUUUGUACCAGUCCACCAUAAGCCCUGUCUCUGAUUUAAACGGACCCUUUAAUUACAAUAUUUACCACUUGCUGUGUCAACCUGUUUUACAACCGACUUCAUCUACCAUGCUUUUAUUAUCAUUAAUCCACACUUUACAGUUACACACGUGCCAUAGAGAGUAAAUGCCGUUCUGCCUAUAGCCUGGCUCUGUAUAUCCGUCCUGUACAUUUCACUGUUCUUAACACUGUAUGUGUGUAUACAUAUAUAAGGAGAGAAAUAAGGUUAUUUCUUGACUCAUAAGUGUUUGUCAGUAUUUUAAAUGACUGUAUUAUAAAAAGAACAAUCAACCCUGCUUUAAUCAAUAAAUGAGUGUUUAUCUCAGGA
Molecule: messenger RNA, 3756 nt
Organism: Pangasianodon hypophthalmus (striped catfish)
Lineage: Eukaryota; Metazoa; Chordata; Actinopteri; Siluriformes; Pangasiidae
Gene: dalrd3
Product: DALR anticodon binding domain containing 3
Exons: 13
Coding region: 142-1839 (565 amino acids)
Biological process (GO): arginyl-tRNA aminoacylation; tRNA C3-cytosine methylation
Molecular function (GO): tRNA binding; arginine-tRNA ligase activity; ATP binding
Source: RefSeq, a predicted model, not a curated record